Juglans microcarpa x Juglans regia is the source of this 1385-nucleotide messenger RNA. RefSeq names its product CDP-diacylglycerol--glycerol-3-phosphate 3-phosphatidyltransferase 2-like. The transcript is spliced from 7 exons. Gene Ontology annotation, molecular function: CDP-diacylglycerol-glycerol-3-phosphate 3-phosphatidyltransferase activity. The record is from RefSeq and is a predicted model, not a curated record. Gene Ontology annotation, biological process: glycerophospholipid biosynthetic process. Gene Ontology annotation, cellular component: membrane; chloroplast envelope. NCBI's taxonomy places the organism in Eukaryota, Viridiplantae, Streptophyta, Magnoliopsida, Fagales, Juglandaceae. The coding region runs from base 191 to 1267 and encodes 358 amino acids.
CCUUUUCUAAUUAACACGUCGAAAUCUCGCCCCCAGGGCCUACGGAAUGAAAGCUCGAAAGAAUAAGCUCUAGACUCGAGUCGUAGAGGUAGAGAUUACCCAAUGGAUCAGAGAUAAUCCCUUAACUAAAAUCGUACCCACAAAAUACAAUUGAACAACCUCGUGAAUUAAUUUUUAAAGCCCCACACACAUGUCAUGCCUGAAACUGCCCAUGGCGGCAGCUUCUAUUUACACCCACAAGCCCUUCGGCUGCCACCACAAUUUCAACAAAUGGGCCCGCAGCACCACCGCCAUGGCCACCAGCUCUCUAGCCAAGCUAAAACCUAAACCCAGACACUUCGAAGCCCUGUAUGUUAACUGCAACUGGGAGCGAAUACCCGUUGUUACUGUCUAUAAACAUGGGUGGAGUAUAGCCCCGUGCGCACCCCUCACACCCUCCGCGCACGAUAAGCGUGCUCCUAAAACGCUACGGUUUCGUGGCGUCCACCACAAGAACUGCCCCCCUGCUUUAUCUUCACGCAGUUUUAGCUCCGAAGAGAAAGGAGGAUUUUCUGCCUCUAAGUCUGGCUCCGGUAUCGUGGCAGAUAUGGGUGCGGAAAGCAAGGACCCCAAAGAUUUGUUCCAAUCGCCCUCGUCAAUGCAAAACCAGCGGCCACAGCAACAACAGUCUUCGAAACUGCUCACAUUACCCACAAUCUUAACGCUCGGUCGCGUCGCCGCUGUGCCGCUUCUCAUAAGCACCUUCUACGUUGAUAGUUGGUGGGGACCAACUGCUACUACAAGUAUUUUCAUAUCUGCUGCUGUUACAGAUUGGCUUGAUGGCUAUCUUGCUCGGAAGAUGAUGCUAGGGUCUGCAUUUGGUGCAUUUCUAGAUCCAGUAGCUGACAAGCUUAUGGUUGCUGCCACAUUGGUCUUGUUGUGUACCAGACCGGUUGAAGUACCAAUGUUUGGGCAAGUGCCAUGGAUAUUGGCUGUACCUUCAAUUGCCAUAAUUGGUAGAGAGAUAACCAUGUCUGCAGUGAGAGAAUGGGCUGCUUCUCAAAAUAGUAAGCUUUUAGAGGCUGUUGCUGUAAAUAACUUGGGAAAGUGGAAAACAGCCACACAGAUGACUGCACUAACCAUCCUAUUGGUUACCAGAGAUAGCAGUCUUGGAGGACCGGGGAUUCUCGUACCUUUUGGAGUUGUUUUGCUUUACAUCUCAGCCGGUCUUGCUGUAUGGUCACUAUUUGUGUACAUGAGAAAGAUUUGGAGAGUAUUGCUGAAGUAAUGUGCUAGCUUUGUUGCAUGGUUGCAUGGUUGCACUUCAUUCGCACAUGAAUCCUUUUGAUGAUGAACUUCAUGCAUUGGAGCUGUGUUCUUUAGAUGGAUGGAAAGCAAAGAUGUUC